Gigantopelta aegis is the source of this 2940-nucleotide messenger RNA. RefSeq names its product nicotinamide N-methyltransferase-like. Bases 192 to 965 code for a protein of 257 amino acids. The transcript is spliced from 3 exons. NCBI's taxonomy places the organism in Eukaryota, Metazoa, Mollusca, Gastropoda, Neomphalida, Peltospiridae. The record is from RefSeq and is a predicted model, not a curated record. Gene Ontology annotation, molecular function: N-methyltransferase activity. Gene Ontology annotation, cellular component: cytosol.
AUCUGUUACAGAACAUUUGACCUGUAAAACAGUCGGCCUUGUUGUUCUUGUUGUGCACCAUGAACUUCGACUACCGUAACCACUAAAAUUCAGCGCCUUGGCUUGACCAGGGUCGCGGUACUUUAACCUAUAGACCAGCCAGCCUUCAGUUGACCGAGACUUCUCGUUGACUACAGGUUGGGGUCGACAAAAUGGCGCUGCUACACGGAAACGACUACUGUGACAAGUUUUCAGGCGACAUUUUCUUCAAGGAUUUCUGGGGAUCUCUUGGCGAUCUGAACAUAUUUUUAAUAUCCAACACUUACACCUUCCUCAACGAUGAAAGACUGACCGGACAUCGACUCCUUGACCUGGGUUGCGGUCCAGCUCUCUGUGGGGUGAUCACCACGCCAGAACGAUUCACAGGCAUUGUCAUGGCUGACAUUGCACCGUCCAACCUCGAUAACAUUAGGCGCUGGAUGGACGGAGAAAAGAUAAACUUCAAUUGGGAUCAAAUUCUCAGGUUUACAGCAGAAUUAGCUGGUGCCAAAGAUGUGUUAGAGUGGACUGAAAGAAAGAUUAGUCACCUAAAGACAUCCGUGAAGAAACUUGUCACUUGUGACGUCACAGAGAAACUGCCAUUAGGACCAGACUACGCUGAGGCAUUAGAUGUCAUAUUUACCAGUUUCUGUAUUGGUUGCGCUGCAAAAAGUAUCGCUGAAUACAUACAGUUGCUGAAAAAUAUUUCCUCCCUUAUUAAACCUGGCGGCCAUCUUCUCAUACGCGGUGAAUUGAACGCAUCUGCUUAUACAGUUGAUAACAAAAUGUUCCAUCAUCUUUCACUUUCGACGUCUGAUGUGAAGGAUUCCUUAUGCAGUGCCAAGUUUGAGGUUCUGGAAUAUAAAUCUGAGAAUUUCCCUAUCGCCAUGCCUCAUUGUGAGGCUAUCGAAUACGGAGUCUUUGUAUUGUUGGCAAGAAAGAUAUAAAGUUAUAUGUGUAUAUAUGUGAACAUAAGUAUGUUUAUAUGUAUGAGUGUUUGUGUAUGUAUAUCAUGCCUGUACAUGUGUAUUUUAAAAAUACUGAGUUUAGCCCUGUUCCCAUGCAUACAUGAGUAUUAAACUAGUAAAUAAAUAUACGUCGGGUGAGUAUAUCUGUUAUGAGAACGCAUUUGCAUACGGGUUAAUAUAUACUCCUGGAUUAUAUUUGUACGAGCAACAGAGGUCAUGUAAAAGUAUAUUUGAGUAUGAAUAAAUUUACUUGCUUCGCAAAUCUUGUCAUGUGAACAGAUUUCCUAUUCGCUCAUGUAAGCAAACAAUUGAAAACAGAUUUCACAAAUGUUCUAUGUGACACAAUUACAAUCUAUUACAUGUACAUCAAACAUGUGCAUAUAUAGACAUAUUUUGACACUGGCAGUCAGACAUCACGUGACCAGCACUGUCUAGUACUAUAAUUAGUCUAAUUUAUAAACUUAACAAUUUCUUUGUUCAUAAUGGCUGCCAAGGGAAAGGAUACACGCUGUUCUUCGUGGUCAGACGAGGAAACCGAAUGUUUAUUCAAUAUGUGGCAGAAAAAUGUUAUAGAAAACCAACUAAAUGAUCCGAAAAGAAAUAACUUAUUAAUCUACCAAAUGGUGUCUUGUGAGAUGAACGAAUUUGGGUAUAACAAAUCUAAUAUACAGUGCAAAAUUGAAAUGCACAUGUUGAAAAGAUGCAAGACAAAUCUAAACACUAGUGGUACAGGAAGAAAACGUGUAUAUAUUUUACAAAGUUGAUUGACAUUUUUGGUGAGCGUCCUGCAACGUCGCCUGCGAAAUUAGUAGAGAGACUGAACCAAAAGAGAAGCAAAUCACAUACUGCUGAUUCAGAAAGUGACAUUGUAGAGGACACACAAGAAAACAAUACAGGCAGUACACAACUAUUUGAUGACAGUGACACUGAUAAUGAGGAACUAGUGUAUCUGCGGACACUGAUAAUGUUAACGGCGAUAUAAAUGACAAACCAACUGAAGAAAGGACAGAAGGGGACGAAGAGAAGAAAGAAAUCUGUAAAACAAAAAAUAAGCAAUAAAUCAUCAGAAACGAAGCCCAGAAAAACGCGUUUGUCAACUGUUAUAACAACAUUUGGGGACAGAAACAAUAAAUUCUAAACAACACUUUUGGCAUUAGAGAGCUGAUGCGGAACUGAAGAAAAUAGAACUUGAGAAGCAGAAACUAGAAUCGGAAGAGAGAUAGAAAACGCGAAGAACGGGAGCACCAGAAUGAUGCAAAUGAUAAUUGGAAGAACGAAUGCUCAGCAUGCACCUCAAGAGACUAUAUCGUCUACAUCGUAUGAUACCCAAUGGACAGUGUCUACACCUCAUUAAUAAUGUUAUAAUACACCACAUAUUCGAUUAGCUUGCAGACAGUCAAAUAUUUCUUAUGACAACACAGGUGGAUCAAAUUAUGAUAUGUAAAUCAUUCCAACAUGUAUGAUAACACGUAUAUUAGCCCUCACAAAUGAGUGGCUGCAAGUACAUGUCCUUCCUUUUAUUAAUGACCAUUAAUGGCCACUCUAAGGUCCAGGUGGAGUGGUUCCUGCACUGGUGUGUAGCAGGUUUAAACAAACUUGGGCGAAGCUCUUCACACAGAAAAUAGAAUGUUUCUUUUGUCGUUCGAAAGUUGUUAACCCAUUGAUCAUUAUCAAAUGUUUCCAUCACAAUAUAUUGCCACCAUUCACGAGAUAGUUCCCUCAUCUAAAAUCUCUUUUCCUGAGCUAAUCCAAGAACAAGACCUGCGCUUUAGUAAUAUUGAAAAGCUCUCCUCUUGCAAUAAGCAGACUACACAUGUCGGACGCUGUUAACCAAUUGAUAUUUUUACAAAACUGAUAUAUAGAGGAUACUCUCCGAGUGUCUUGUGAUAUCAUAAUUUAUCAGCACGAGUUGAUAAAAGUAUGAAAUCCGAGGUUGCCGAGGAUUUUUAUACUU